Messenger RNA from Rhincodon typus (whale shark), 4240 nucleotides. RefSeq names its product protein tyrosine phosphatase non-receptor type 11b (gene ptpn11b). The record is from RefSeq and is a predicted model, not a curated record. Bases 1 to 1641 code for a protein of 546 amino acids. Gene Ontology annotation, biological process: protein dephosphorylation. NCBI's taxonomy places the organism in Eukaryota, Metazoa, Chordata, Chondrichthyes, Orectolobiformes, Rhincodontidae. Gene Ontology annotation, molecular function: protein tyrosine phosphatase activity. The transcript has 14 exons.
AUGCCGAACAGGCGAAAUGAAGAAGUUACACAUAUCAAGAUCCAGAAUACAGGGGACUAUUAUGACCUGUAUGGAGGUGAAAAGUUUGCAACAUUGGCAGAAUUGGUUCAGUAUUACACAGAGCAACAAGGUCUCUUACGAGAGAAGAAUGGAGACCUAAUUGAACUGAAGUAUCCUCUGAAUUGCCAAGAUCCAACAUCUGAAAGGUGGUAUCAUGGACAUCUAUCGGGUAAAGAUGCUGAAAAACUCCUGACAGACAAAGGAAAACCUGGAAGUUUCCUGGUGCGUGAAAGUCUCAGUAAACCAGGAGAUUUUGUUCUAUCAGUGCUGACUAAUGAAGAAAAAUUUGAAAAUGGAGACCGUAAACCAAGAGUAACACAUGUAAUGAUUCGGAAUCAGGACGGGAAGUAUGAUGUUGGUGGAGGUGAAAGAUUUGACACGCUUACAGACCUAGUGGAACACUACAAAAAAAACCCAAUGGUAGAAGUUACUGGAAUUGUCGUUCACCUUAAACAGCCAUUCAAUGCUACACGAAUAAAUGCUGCAAACAUAGAGAAUCGAGUCAAGGAACUCAAUAAAACAGCAGAUAACACUGAAAAGGCCAAGCAAGGCUUUUGGGAAGAGUUUGAGCUUCUUCAGCAACAAGAAUAUAAACUACUCUAUAGCAGAAAGGAAGGACAAAGAAUAGAAAACAAAAGCAAGAACAGAUACAAAAAUAUCUUACCAUUUGAUAAUACCAGAGUUACACUGAAGGAAGUGGAUGAAACCAUAUUAGGAUCUGAUUAUAUCAAUGCUAAUAAUAUCACAAAUGGAAAAAUUGGAGAUGAUUCCAAAAACUACAUUGCAACACAAGGCUGUCUUCAGAAUACAAUCAAUGAUUUUUGGAAGAUGAUUUAUCAGGAAAACACACACGUCAUUGUCAUGACAACCAAAGAAGUAGAAAGAGGAAGGAAUAAAUGUUAUCGUUAUUGGCCAGAUUUAGAAACAACAAAACUGUAUGGUACAAUUUCUGUGCGAAAUCUGAAAGAACGCCUGGCGCAAGAUUACAUUGUCCGUGAACUGGAGGUUAUACAAACAGCCCGGAAGGAAGCUCCUAGACACACCUGGCACUAUCAGUAUCUCAGCUGGCCAGAUCACGGAGUGCCCAAUGAACCAGGAGGAGUACUGAGUUUCCUGGACCAAGUAAAUCGGACACAGCAAAGCAUUCCAGAUACUGGCCCUAUUGUAGUGCACUGCAGUGCUGGAAUUGGAAGAACAGGAACCAUAAUUGUUAUAGAUAUGUUGGUAGCUGACAUUAACAGACAAGGUUUGGACUGUGAUAUUGACAUCCCUAAAACGAUUCAAAUGGUACGAAAACAAAGAUCAGGCAUGGUACAGACAGAGGCUCAGUAUAAAUUCAUAUAUAUGGCUGUACAACAGUAUAUUGAGACAGUUCAAAAAAGACUACAGGAGGAACAGAAAAACAAAACAAAGGAACGAGAGUAUUCAAAUAUCCACUAUCUUACGGACAAAGCAAAAAACAAAAGAUACGCUGCCCCAUCUCGAGUUUUUUCCACGUUGAAAGAAGAACCAUCCUGUCUGUAUGAAAAUUUAAACAUCAAAAGUACCAAAUCGUCAGGGAGUAGCAACACCAAGAGAUAAAAGCACCAAGGGUAGAGAGGUUGUAUGUAUAAUAAGCACAUUAACAAUACACAUUAACAGUACACAUUACUUAAAAACUCUGUUUAUAAUGCACAUACAAAAUAGUAACAUAUGAAAAUACAGGUGCAAGUGUUAUCAUGUACAUUGUUGUGAAAUGUUCCUUGUUGAAGUGCAUUCAUGUUUUGGAUGCUUUCUUCUCACCUGAGCACCCUAUCACCCCAACUUCUCUUAUCUUAGGCGUUACUACGAUGGACCUCACCUUGUUCUUUUUUAGUAAUUCCUUCACAGUACCCUUCCCUUCUGUGUUGCAUUAUACCCAGCUAUAUCUCCCUGCCUUAACAGCAAUAUUUUCUUGCUGAAUUCCAGUGUUGCCUGUAUUAGGUUUCCUCCAUGACCUCCGGAUCUGGGUGGUACUCUGUUAUUCAGCACCGGUUACUCCUAGCGGUCUCCAACUCUGCUUCUUUUCUCACUCCUAACAUUUAUGCAGCUACCUGCCAUUCUCUCUAAUGGCCAAUUUCUCCAGAUCUCUCCUGAUCCUUUCUCUCGUUUUGAUACACACCAACUAACUCUGGCACUAAUCUCCUUCCCCAACCUGAUCCAGUGGGCCAAUAAUUAUUCAUCCAUCUGCAUUGAUGUGUAGAAUGUCUGUUCCCUCAAACAAGGGUCUCCCCAACUCAUGGCUGGAGGUGACCUCCAGAAGUGGAGGUCCGUGUAUUGGCGCAUGAUCACAUAGCUUAGAGGGGACAUUGCUGAUAACUCUUACCCUCUUAUGGCUCCCUGCCUGAUUUAGUCCACCAUCCAAACCACAGUAGACAGCAGGACUCGGAUUGUAUCACGUCUGUGUCCUUUAUGCCCCAUGACUUCACUUGUGCAAUCCAUCGUUACUAUUCCUACCGAUCCUCAUAGAUUCGUUUUAAGUUUGUCAUUUUCUACAAUCCAACCUGUAUUCCUCAUGCAAAUCUCUUCCCCCUGGAGUUCAAUUUCUACGCAGAAAUGCUCUUUCUUUUCAAGCAAACUUCACCCUUCCACACGCAUCAUUGUGCUUCAUCUGUUCUGAAUGAAAGAGUAGACAACAGAUAAUUAACCUUGCCUUUCAUAUAAACUGUCCCACACACACUGCCUUCUGGAUCUUGCAAUUUCACAACUCUUCAAAUCUUUACUAACUGGAUCAUUUCCUCACUCCAAACCUCUGGCUUACAUCAUCUACCACCCCACCCAUCCUCGCUUUACCUUUUCUGCACUUCUCUCAAACACUUGCCUAAAACCACUGUAUCUCACUUCCUGAGGGAAUAUUUUAGAAAACUGUAUUCUCCUGUGAUUUCAACUUCUGCAGGCACCGUGCCCCUGACCACCACCACCACCACAUGUAAUAUUUCUUUUCCCCAUUAGGUUUGUGAAGAUAAACAAAUACUAAGGAUCCCUUUAAAAAUUAAGUUAUUUUCAGUAUCAACUUUUCUGUUAUAAAUACAAACUACUUUUGCAUUUACAUUGCAAACUUCGUAGGAAAAAUCUGAUAUUACUAAUCACAAUGAUGAAGGAUUGAAUCAUUAUAAGAUUUUGCAAUGUUUAUUUAAUACACGUUUCUGCCUUCUAAUUUCCCCUGCCCCACCUUUUAAACGUGAGCAGUAACGAGAAUGAUCCUGUCACCGUAAUAUCCGAUUUUUUUUUUUGCUCUCUCUAGAAUUACUUCAGUUUACGUAAAGCUGCUGCCUGCAUUUGUAAUGAGAAUUGCUGCGUCCCAGCUUGCCUCUGGAUCUCUAUGCAGUGCAAUUCUACAAACCAAAUCUCUACAGAAAACUGCCUUUUAAAGACUGUUUAAUUUAUGAACGAGACAUUUUUAAAAAAUUAUACUGUUUUGUUUUGUCAGCUUGUAUUUAUAUAUGUACUUUAAGUGCCUCUUCUUGAAAUUGAUAAAUAAUGGAGUUUAAUUUUAAGAUUUCAUGACUGUCCAAACAAUAUGUUGCAUGCAUUUAGAAAAAAAGCAGAAAUAUUUGACCUGGAAAACUGUAAGCCCAUGCAUUUCAUCACCUGCUGCACUGCAUGUUUUUAAGAUGUAAAAAGGUAAAUCAUCAUGACGAAAAGUUAAACUAUGACAACCAAAUUUUGCAAAUGUGUUUUUGUAUCUACCUGUAAAACCAAGCUGCGCUGGUGGCACUGCCCAGCUUGACAGCAAUUCUGAUACUAAAGAAGCCAAUCGCCUCAGCAGCAGUACCACCAGCAGGAACCAUGUGGUACUGCAACAAGAGGAGUUUUUAAAAAACUGACUACAGUAAUUGUUAUUCAUUGUUUUGCAUUGCAAUAAUAUUGUAACAAUUUUGUAAAUUUUAAAGUUGAGGAACAUUUUGAGAUUCUGUUAUACUUGGAUUUGCCCAAGCUUUCACUGGCACAACUCAUUGCACAUUACAACCUUGAUAAAAUGGCACUUCCCAUAUAUUGUAUUUGAAGUUAGUGGAUAUAUCCACUAGCCAAAGAUGAAGGUUUGUAUGUUUUUCUUUAAAAUUUAUGUGUUGAUCACGUCAUUAAUAAGGCAUUCAGUGCUGAAUGAAGACAAUUUUCUUAAAAGGCUUUUUUAUAUAAUAAAAAGAUCACUCAAAGCAAA